CGGCUCGGCGUACUGUCCGUCGUUUCCUUGCGGCAGAGGAGAGGAGGUGGUGUCGAGAGACUGGAAACGUUUAACAUCAGAAUCCCAAUCAACUCCACUGUACAAUGAAAUUAACUUCAUUCACGCCCGCCUCUGAACUCCACUAUUUCGCCAUACUACUGAUAACCGGACUGUACACUCCAGGGCGAGGGGAGAUCACCAGUCUGGAUUCAGGGAACAUCGACGACAUUCUCAACAAUGCUGGAGUGGCUUUAGUCAACUUUUAUGCAGACUGGUGUCGGUUCAGUCAAAUGCUGCACCCUAUCUUCGAGGAAGCCUCAAAUGUGGUGAGAGAAGAAUAUCCCGAACAUUCGCAGGUGGUGUUUGCCCGUGUGGAUUGUGACCAACAUACCGACAUAGCACAACGCUACAGGAUCAGUAAAUACCCGACUCUGAAGCUCUUCAGGAAUGGGAUGAUGAUGAAGAGGGAGUACCGAGGUCAGAGGUCAGUGUCGGCCAUCGCCGACUUCAUCCGGCAACAGAAAGUGGACCCGAUCACAGAAAUCCACAGCCUGGAAGAGGUCAACAAAGUAGAUAGGUCUAAGCGAACCAUCAUCGGCUACUUCGACCAGAAGAACUCCGAGAACUACCACACAUACGAAAGGGUGGCAAAUAUCUUGCGAGACGACUGCGUGUUCCUGGCAGCAUUCGAUGAGGUGUCUAAGCCCGAGAGGUUCAGUGGCGAUAACAUUAUCUACAAGCCAGUAGGAGAGACCGUUCCGGACAUGGUGUAUCUCGGCUCACUCACAAACUUUGACCUGACGUACGCAUGGGUGCAGGACAAGUGUGUGCCGCUGGUCCGAGAAAUCACUUUCGAGAACGGAGAGGAGCUGACAGAAGAAGGCAUUCCAUUCCUGAUCCUCUUCCAUCAGAAGGACGAUACAGAAAGUCUAGAAAAGUUCCAGCAGGAGGUGGCACGCCAGCUUAUCACUGAGAAGGGCUCUAUAAAUUUCUUGCACGCCGAUUGCGAUAAGUUUCGGCACCCUCUAUUACACAUCCAGAAGACUCCUGCCGACUGCCCCGUCAUUGCUAUAGACAGUUUCCGCCACAUGUAUGUCUUCCCAGAAUUCAACGACCUCUCGGUUCCAGGAAAACUGAGGCAGUUUGUGUUAGACCUCCACUCAGGAAAGCUGCAUCGAGAGUUCCACCAUGGGCCUGACCCUACAGACAGCACUCCAGGACAGCAGGAGGAGAACAAAGAGGUGGGCACCAAUCCUCCAGAGAGCUCAUUCCAGAAGCUAGCACCCAGCGAGAACCGGUACACCAUCCUCAGGGGUCGGGACGAACUGUGACCUCGUCUCACGUCACCACCUAGCGCAGAACACCCGGCAGGCAGCCACCUGCGUCACCUCUAUUUUCAUAACUUUUAUUUUGGCUAAAAAAAAAACAAACAAAAAACACAAA
This is a messenger RNA of Hemibagrus wyckioides, 1443 nucleotides long. RefSeq names its product endoplasmic reticulum protein 44 (gene erp44). The record is from RefSeq and is a predicted model, not a curated record. Lineage: Eukaryota; Metazoa; Chordata; Actinopteri; Siluriformes; Bagridae. The transcript has 11 exons. Bases 105 to 1331 code for a protein of 408 amino acids.